AAUGCGAGGCAAAGAGAGAUAGAAAGUCAACAAGAAAAGGACAGACUAGAGGAGGAAGAGAGACAGAAACAACUGGAAAAGCAGAGGCAGGAGGCCAAACAAAAAGAGGAUCUUAAAAAAGAACUUGAAAGACUUAAAGAGAUCUCAAGACAAAGAGAGAUUAAAAGUCAACAAGCAAAGGAGAGACUAGAGGAAAAGAGACAAAAAGAGAUGGAGAAAACAAGAAAGCACAAGCAUGAAAGACAGGAAGUGGAUCAGAGGCAGAUAGAACAAGAGAGUGAGGAAGAAAGAUGUAAAGAAGGCCUGCCGAAGAAAUCCAAAAGACGUCAAGAAAAUGAGAGGGAGAGAGACAUUGAGAGACUGCAAGUACAUGAAAAGUAUCCGUUGAGACAGACCGAGUCCCUGCAGCGGGAACUUGAAAAUGACCUGGAACUUGUACAAUGCACAAAGGCUGCUGGACCAAGGAUCGCUGAGCAAGAAAUAGAGGAUACAAAACCUAGAAAAGAGGUGGAAAUAUCAGAGAAGGAGAGAGUUAAGGAGGAAAGACAGGGGGAGGUGGGAAUAAUACGACAAAACGAUGAAAACCAGCAGCGAGAGAUUCAACAGAAAUUGCCAAUCGAGAAAGACAUGGUUGAUGGAAAAGAAAUGAAACCAACUGAGAACGACAGGGAACAGGAAAGACAACGGCUGGAGACUGAAAGACAAGACGAGGAGCGAAAAAGACAGAUGGAAAUUAAAAUGGAGGACAGGAGGCAAAGAGAGGAGAAGAGGAAAGCUUUAGAGCUAAGAUGGAGACAAAAAGGAGACAGGAGAUGGAAAGAGAAAGAAUUGAAGAGACAGAAAGAGCUUGAGAAUAAAGCAGCGGAAGCGCUAAAACAACCCGAGGAGAAAAGCGAAGAAGAGAAAUUGAGGGAAGGGGAAGAAAAAGAGGAGGAAAGACUAAGAGAGAUGGAUAAAAUACAGUUGGCCAAAUUGUUCGACAUGAAAGAGAAAGCUGCAGACGACUAUUGGCUCCAAAAAGCAUUCGACUUACAAAUAGGUUUAGUCAAAGAUAGGGAGAAAAUUAUGAGAGAGGACAAGAAAAUGAAAGAGUUAGAGAAGAGAUGGGAGGAGGAUGACAAACAACGGAAGGCUUGCCAACAACCCUUCGAUGCAGAGGCAAAUAAAUGGUGGGAAGAGAAUCUGCGACGGUCAGUCAAGAUGAGAACGGAGAGAAAAGCUGGGAGACUCGUCGAGCUGAAGAAGCAGCAGAACAUUCAAGAGGAGCAGAGACAACAAGUAAAAGAGGAUGAAAUAAAACCGAAAAUCACAGAAGAGAAGGUUACGGAGGAAAGGGUCUGUAAGGAUGAGUCAAAGGAGCCAGAUAAGGAAGAGUCAGUGGAGGAGUCAGGGAGGAAAGAGUCAGAGAAUAAAGAGUCAGUGGAGUCAGAGAGGAAAGAGUCAGAGAAGGGAGUGUCAGUGGAGGAGUCAGAGACAAAGAAAAAGAAGAAGGGUUUCUUCAAGAAGCUUGGGAAGUUUUUUCAAAGAAAAGAUCGGAAAAAACAGGAGAAGGUUGUGGAUAAAAAAGUCUGUGAGGAUGAGUCAGAGGAGUCAGAAAGAGAAGAGCCACAAGGAGAAGAGUCAGAGGGAGAAGAAUCAGAGGGAGAAGAGUCAGAGGGAGAAGAGUCAGAGGAAGGGUCAGAGGAAUGGUCAGAGGAAUGGUCAGAGGAUGAGUCAGAGGAAGAGUCAGAGAAAAAGAAAAAGAAGAAAGGUGGUUUCUGGAAUAAGAUCUUGCACUUCUGGGAAAUCAAAGAUCAGGAAGAGCUGGAUGAAGAAAGGAGAGCCAAACUGUCAGCAUUUGCUAACUAUGUGGAUGGUUUACAAAAGGCCAACUAACAAGAUGUAUCCUAACCCACAGGGCACAAAAAAAUAAAAAUAUAUGUUUUUAAAACAAGCAACAAAUAAAUAACU
Molecule: messenger RNA, 1950 nt
Organism: Hypomesus transpacificus
Lineage: Eukaryota; Metazoa; Chordata; Actinopteri; Osmeriformes; Osmeridae
Product: trichohyalin-like
Exons: 3
Source: RefSeq, a predicted model, not a curated record